AUGACCAGCGGGUCGCUCGCUCGAGUGUGCCAUGAGAAUAAGCAGUACGCGCACGCACCAGAAUUGAAUGACACUUUGCAUUUGACGGGAAGAGGUAUAAAAGAGCUGAAGUGUUUAGAGCCGUACGUUAAUUUGCUCGCGAUACACUUGACAGCAAACGUCAUAAGCUCAUUGGACGGUUUGCACAGUCUUCGAAAACUACGCUCCUUACACGUGGCCCAUAACAAUUUGACCAAUCUCAAAGGCAUUGAAAACCUCACCGAACUCCGCUUCCUAGAUGUAUCGAGCAAUAUUGGUAUGAACUCUAUCGAUGCACUCGCAAAUCACGGCUCUAUCGAGGUUUUACUGUGCGGGAACAACAAGAGUUUGAGAUGUAUCGAGGCGCUCUCGACGUGUCCGUGUUUGACCGCGAUUGACUGUCGAGAUUGUGGUAUAUCCGGAACAGCAAAGAAUGAGAGCGAAAGGAUGUUGAGUGUAAUAUGCAGUUCGAGUUGUUUAGCUUCGUUGAAUUUGAACGGGAAUCCAAUCAUGGCACAGAUUAGUGAGCCGUUUCGCAUUUUCUGUAUUUCAAAGGCGCGCGCGUUGCAAAAUUUGAACGAGAUACCCGUUCUCUUAAAAGAACGUCGGAUAUCCGAGGCUUAUAUGCUUCGAGGUGGCCGCGACGCUGCUCAAGAAGAAAAGCGAAAGAUUCAGGAAGAAGAAGAGCGAGAGCGAGAGGAACAAUGGGCAUGGUUUCAUGAGCUGAUUGAAACCAAGAAGGAGGCGGUAUAA
Bathycoccus prasinos is the source of this 771-nucleotide messenger RNA. RefSeq lists its product as hypothetical. Gene Ontology annotation, molecular function: protein binding. The transcript is spliced from 2 exons. The record is from RefSeq and is a predicted model, not a curated record. Lineage: Eukaryota; Viridiplantae; Chlorophyta; Mamiellophyceae; Mamiellales; Bathycoccaceae. Bases 1 to 771 code for a protein of 256 amino acids.